Molecule: messenger RNA, 3099 nt
Organism: Eimeria acervulina
Lineage: Eukaryota; Apicomplexa; Conoidasida; Eucoccidiorida; Eimeriidae
Product: glycine hydroxymethyltransferase, putative
Exons: 11
Coding region: 1-3099 (1032 amino acids)
Source: RefSeq, a predicted model, not a curated record
AUGCCUGCUGUUGAAGGGCCGGCUGCCGCUGGCGGGGCAGGGGGAGGAGGCGGGGUUAUGAUGCUGCCUUCGCACCCGUUGUAUUAUUUCUCCACGCACAACGCCUUGCGGGGGGCAGAUGGAGACGACUUGCAUUUCCGCGUUUGCUUCGAAGAGCUCCAUGGCUCGCGCUCGUGCGAGCUGGACGUUUACCCCUUCUACGACGUUCAGAUGGUAAAAGACGUACGUUUGAUCUUCAGGGGGUGCGAACUUCCCAACUGGCGACCCAUGACGGUUUUCUUCGAAAAUCCGGUCAAACGGCUGCUGUGGGCCGUAAGAGGGGGCAGCGCACAGGCCUCCAUCAGGCCUUUUGCGCGCAGUCAGACCUUCCGCAGCAAAGAGCUCCUCAGGAUUCUGGAGGAAGUUCGCCUUGGCUUUCGCAGGAACGUCGCGCCAAAACUGACUAUGGAUGGCACGGGUGGCACUUACAUUUUGUUUGACGGCCGUCGGCGGCCGGUGGCUGUGUUCAAGCCGGAGGACGAAGAGGCCUUUGCCCCCUGUAAUCCUCGGGGUUACGAGGGGCGUCUGGGUCAGCAAGGACUGCGGGGAGGAGUGCUGAGUGGAGAGGGGGCAGGACGUGAAUUCGCAGCUUACCUUCUGGACGCGAGUUAUGGCGGGUUUGCUGGCGUUCCGGCAACUAUGAUGGUGGAGGCGUGCCAUCCGGCAUUCUGCAGCAGAGGCCAAAUAGAGGUUGAUGGGGACGUGAUGAUGAGCACAUACGUCCGCAGCGAGUCGUCGCCCAGCGUUUCUUGGAAAGUUGGCAGCUUUCAGGCUUUUGUGGAGGCCAAGGAGUGUGUCGGAAACUUUGACGCUCGGCUCUUCUCUGUUGGGGAUGUGCAUCGGAUUGCGAUAUUUGACUUGCGUGUCAUGAAUUUGGACCGAAACGACAGUAACAUUCUGGUGGCUCCUGUGGUGGGCUAUCAGAAGGAGCCGUCUGCUGGCGGCAGUUCUCGCAGCCUGCGUGCCUCAGGUGGGGUUGUGAAGCAGAUCGAGAGUAAAUUGUUGCGCAGCGUUUCUGCUGUGGGCUCAUGCGGAACACAACUGUGCGUCGCUGAUAAGGCAGCAGUGGCAGGCGCGGAAACUGCAGCCUCCGCAGCGUCUGGGGUAUUGACUCCUGAUGGAAAGCCAACGAAGUGGUCCAACCGCAGGUUUCGCCUUAUUCCCAUUGACCACGGGAUGAUCUUGACGGACGUUCUCGAUGUAGCGACCCUAGACCUUGUUUGGUUCGACUGGCCCCAGAGCAAGGAGCCAUACAGUGAAAGCGAACUGCGUCUGAUAUACUCAUUCGACGUGGAUAAGGACUUGGAGCGUUUGUCUCGUCGGGUUGCUUUGAGGGACAAUUGCCUAAGAACCCUUCGGCUCGCUACGAAGCUGCUGCAGAUCUGCGCUCGCCACCACUUGACAGUUCGUGAGACGGCAACGAUUGCAGUGCGCGACGACUUCGACAUACCUUCCCCUUUGGAGCACCUGAUCCGACGAAGCCUUGAGAUUUCUUACCUUGCCUUGGACUCCACGUCGUUGAUGAGCACUAACAGGCUAGGUUUCGGGAUAAUGGAUCUUGCCGAGCUGCAGGGAGACCCUGGGAAGCAGCAGGGGCUGCGACGCACUUCUUUCGAGGCGAAGCUGAAGAAAGCUUUUAGAAAGAAGAAGAGAGGUGGAGACGAGGGACCGGUGGAGGAGACGGCCGUUGACGCAAAUGGAAUUUGCAGCCGCUGCGGUGGUUUUGUUGCCGUUUCUGGAGCAGCCGCAGUAUCUACUGCCGUGAUCACCUCAGUCAGUUGCAGAGUUCCAUCGACACUUGACCCGGACGGGGAAGUAGACAGUGAAGAGUUCGAGGAGAGACCACUGCUCAGGUCCUGCACGACUAUCGAAGCGUGGAGCGACGCGCGUUCCCCAGUAGGAGCACAUGCAGAGGUGGACGUGAGCGAACCAAGAGCAUCCCGGAACACGGCGGCUGCAGCUCUAGACCGGGCAACAGUUCAACCAGCUGGCAGUAGGCUCCAUUCAGUUGAAAAUGUUCGGGGACGGCUCCCUUCUGGGUCUGCUGAAGAUGAACGACAGACUGCGGGCGGCACCGCCCCAUGCCGGUGCGGGGACAGAAUUGAGCGCCGCAGCAGCAGCAGCUUGGGCGAUUCGGCGGACAGCGACAGCGACCUAACCAGCAACAGUCUGAGCACGAGCAGCAACGAUGGGACACAGAGCAGCUGGACGAGCAGCCACAGUGACGACGAUAGCAGCAAGGCGGCUUCGGAAGUGGGGGCGCGGUUGGCUCCCCCCACCUUCGGCAGUUUCCAAGCACCGGGGGCGGCUGGAGGGCCCCUUAGGCAUCUUCCAAGCGCUGCUCUGUUCCGAUACCCUUCGGGGGAACCCCGCUUUUCAGGACGCCAGAAACGUCGAACCUCCCGUAGCCGACGACGCAAGGCACCAACGGAGACAGAGACAAAGACAGAUGAUGCAGCUCCUGCUGUCCCCUCGCCGCCUCGCAAUGAACCAGCUGUAUUCGGCAACAGACACACUAAGGGCACCGUCAGGCGGUUAAACGGAACAGCACGAGGCACUGGAUGUCGGCCGAAGAAACAGCCCUCCGCGACACAAAGCACAUGGAGUCUGACGGAUUCGAGCGGUCGCGUAAUUCUGCUCGAUUGGCGCGAUGGCCGCCUUGAGAAGCUUUUUUUCGAAGUUUACGAAUCUCUGCUAAGACAACAUAUCCUGCACAACCAUCCUCAGUGGUUUACGUACCCGUACAACGGAGAGGCGAUUGAGCGUAGCGAACGUCGACAGCAGUCGUUCCGUCGGGAGGAAAGCGGAUCCCUUGUCACACCCCUUGUCGCUACGCCUACAGUGCAUGUGAAUUCGCAGCAAAUCCAUGCAACGAACACCCAUCGCAGGCUUAGCUCUGAGGCAAGUGAUGAUGCCAGUGCCAGCGCUGCAGACCGCCAUUUGACCCACAAACAUCUCAGAUCUGUGCAACAGCCACAGCCACAGUCACCAGCGCAACUUGAGGACAGGGCGCCUGCAGCAUCUCGUCAGACGCGCUUCAACAUUUCAUCAGAUGCCUGA